This is a messenger RNA of Cydia pomonella (codling moth), 1354 nucleotides long. RefSeq lists its product as uncharacterized. Gene Ontology annotation, cellular component: mitochondrial nucleoid. Gene Ontology annotation, molecular function: DNA polymerase processivity factor activity. The record is from RefSeq and is a predicted model, not a curated record. Bases 110 to 1150 code for a protein of 346 amino acids. The transcript is spliced from 7 exons. Gene Ontology annotation, biological process: mitochondrial transcription; transcription elongation by mitochondrial RNA polymerase. NCBI's taxonomy places the organism in Eukaryota, Metazoa, Arthropoda, Insecta, Lepidoptera, Tortricidae.
ACAAUGUCAAUUUUGACAUUGACAUAGCAAUAGCAUUGUUUUGAUUUGUCCAUGGUCGGGUCUUGAAUAAAGCUUUUAGGUAUUUCUGUUAUGCUGAGUUAAAGUGACAAUGAUAUCUCUUUAUUCACAACCGUGGGGAAAGUUGAGAUAUAUUUGCUCAAACUGCCAAGUGUUCACCAGUCCCAGAUGUUUCUUCAGUCAAGGGUUCGACAAAUACUCAGAUGUACAAAAGGAGAAAAUUAUCAAAGUUAUCAAUGAUUCCACAGCUGUAAUUUCAGACUAUGAUAUAAGCAAAGCAAAGCUAAAGAAAUUCUCCCAAUGGAGAAGCAACAAGGGCCAAAUUAACACAUUAUCUGACUUAGAACUAGUUGAAGGUUUCACAAAGAGAACUGCUAUAAAAUUGUAUGAUAGCAUACUUGAAGGUCCGGAGAAAAAGGAGAAGAGGAGUAAUAAAAUUAAGGGACAGAUUUUGCAUCCUGCUUUAAGUGAAAGAGUGCGACAGAAUUGUCAGUCUGUCCUGGCGGUGUACAUCAACGUGAACUCAGUUGUCUGGACCCUGAUCAACCGGAGUAACUACGCGGUGACUGAUUGGAGAUAUGACCCUAUCAAUUAUCCAGACGGGAAAAAACUGCAGAUUACUGAUAUUUAUGAUAUUGCAUCAUCCAUUACCCGUCGUCUGCCUCCAGCGGACAUGUACGUGAUGAAGGCUGAAGCCACGUCUCUCCGGGCCGCCGGCAGCGACCCUAACAAUGCUAAGGCUAUUGCUGUGAACCUGCAGAAGGCUCAGAUGAUCGCUAUGAUGGUGGCUAUGAUCAAUUCUAGUACGGUUAACUUUGAUGACCAAGAUAAAGAGGAUGUUCUCAAACAUAGAGUAUACUUUCUAAGGCAUUCACUUCCAUAUAGGUUAUAUGGAACUCUCGUCGGCAACGAGCGUGUAUCAACGGACCAAACAGUAGAAAUGAUACUCCAGAACACCAUAGAAUCCCACGUCAAAGUGCCCGAAAACCUCAAAACCAUGUUCAGGUCGCAGAAAGACCUGCCAAAAGACAUGCUUGGACAUAGCCUGUUGCUGGGACUGACUUUUAUGGAUCUGUGUAUUUAUAAAAACCAGAAUAGCAUAGACAAGUUGAUGAGGCGGAAUGAUAGUUGAGUGUGAUCUAUGGUGCGUCGAUGUGAUUUGUGAGCGGUGAGUUUUGAUACGGUUAUAGGCGCACCACACAUGAUGGGCUGAAUUUAUGAUACUUCCAUACAAUAAUUAUUAAAUUAAAAAGAUAUAAUACUUGUCAUGAGGGCUCUUGAUAAAUAAAAAUAUUGUAAAUAUUUCGUGGAAGGGCCGCUUUUCCAUGAAAACAUG